Molecule: messenger RNA, 1616 nt
Organism: Glycine soja
Lineage: Eukaryota; Viridiplantae; Streptophyta; Magnoliopsida; Fabales; Fabaceae
Product: protein PHR1-LIKE 2-like
Exons: 6
Coding region: 374-1318 (314 amino acids)
Molecular function (GO): DNA-binding transcription factor activity; DNA binding
Source: RefSeq, a predicted model, not a curated record
UUUAUAAAAAAAAAAAAAAUCUCGGUCUGUUUUUUUUCUCUUCUUUUUCUCUCUCUCUCUCACAAAUUUCUUUCCCUUUUGUUCACUCAAAAGAGCAGAAAGGGACAAGAUCCCGGAAAGGCGUGCCAGCGUCAGAGAGACUCAUCAGUUCUCACUCGUACGGCGCUUUUGCUUUGCUUUGCUUCAUUUCUUUCAUCGUCAUCAUAAAGUUCGUUCCUUUCUCAGUUUUCACCCAUACCCAGAUGAGUAACAGCACCAUCUCGGAUCUGUGUCCCUCCUUUGAGUGAAAAAGGUUCAAUCUUUGGUCUCUGGGGCUGUUGGGGUUCCGUCAUUGAAGAAGAAGAAGAAGAAGGGUAUUAUUGUUCUUAUAAUCAUGUACCCGAGGCUCAUACACCCCCACGAUGGGAUUGUGACGCAGGAUGAGUUGCAGGGUGGUGCUGCUUCCAACCUCUCUCACGCUCACAAGGGUGACCCUUGUCUCGUUUUAACGGCUGAUCCCAAGCCUCGUCUUCGUUGGACUCAGGACUUGCAUGAACGCUUCGUUGAUGCGGUCACGCAGCUUGGUGGAGCUAGUAAAGCUACACCAAAAGCAAUCAUGCGGACUAUGAAUGUCAAGGGUUUGACUCUGUUUCAUUUGAAGAGUCAUCUUCAGAAAUACAGGCUUGGUAAGCAAUCUGGGAAAGAUGUGGGCGAAGGAUGCAAAGAUGGUUCAUAUCUUUUAGAAAGCCCUGGUGCUGAUAACACUUCUCCAAAGUUGCCAACUCCUGAUACAAAUGAGGGUUAUGAAAUCAAGGAGGCAUUGAGAGCACAGAUGGAAGUGCAAAGUAAAUUACAUUUGCAAGUGGAGGCGGAAAAGCACUUGCAGAUUCGCCAGGAUGCAGAGAGGAGAUACAUGGCGAUGCUCGAAAGAGCUUGCAAGAUGCUGGCUGAUCAAUUUAUCAGUGCUACAGUUAUAGACACAGACAGCCAAAAGUUCCAAGGAAUUGGAAGCAAAGCACCUAGAGGUACCUUGGUUGAUCCUCUUGGUUUUUACUCCUUGCCAUCCACUGAGGUAGCCGGAGUGAAUGUCCCGGAAGAAGAAAUACUGCCAAGUCUCCCACCCCAAAGGGCCGAUUGUUCAACCGAAAGUUGUUUAACCUCGCAUGAGAGCUCUGGAGGAUUGGCUUUAGAAGGAUCUCCAGGCGAGGGAAAAAGGAGGAUGCUAGGCAUGGACUCUAUGGCAGCACCUUUGAUCUGGAGUGAAGCUAAGAUGAGAACUCAAGCCAUCAAUGUAGCUCAAGGUAAUCAUCCUCAAGGAAUAACUAGGUAUGGCAUGUAGGGAUGGAAGGUCUUCUUGAUGGUUCAUCCCCUCAUAAUAUAUAAACCUUUGAGCUUCAUGCAUUCCCUUUUUUUAUGGGUACUUGAACUCUUCAUGUCUUGUAAGUUAGUGAGACAUAGGUGGAAUCAAUUUUACCCCUUUGUAAAUUCAAUCUACUCUGUGGCUUUAAACAUCGCAAAAAACUAGCUUUGACUAUACACAAAAUUGUGUGCUUUGGUGACUUAUAUGGAUUCCUUAUUGCUCAUUGCAUCAUGCUGAAUAAAGAAGAUGGAGAGUCAUUAGUAAACUCUUUGAACUC